Messenger RNA from Pyrus x bretschneideri (Chinese white pear), 797 nucleotides. Its product is annotated as calmodulin-6-like. Gene Ontology annotation, cellular component: myosin II complex. The transcript has 2 exons. NCBI's taxonomy places the organism in Eukaryota, Viridiplantae, Streptophyta, Magnoliopsida, Rosales, Rosaceae. Bases 213 to 461 code for a protein of 82 amino acids. Gene Ontology annotation, molecular function: calcium ion binding. The record is from RefSeq and is a predicted model, not a curated record.
CAGAAAAACCGAGUCAAAUUCCAAGUGUUGCAUUUUCAGUAGUCAUUUGAGAAAUUAAAACAAAUAAGAGUAGUAAAAAGCAGCAGAGCAACGAGAUUUCCUUCUAUCCACCGAAAGAACUAACUGCAUGCACUUUAAAUAGCUCCAUUUCUUUCAGAGCUUCCACAGAGUAAAGGAAAAACAGUGCAUUUAAUUUGGAAAGAACAGAAACAAUGGCAGAUACAUUGACAGAUGAUCAACUGAACAUGCUCAAGACUAAAUUCAAUACCUUCGACCCAGAUGGCACUGGCAUAAUCACUAGGGAUCAGCUGGCCGAUGUGUUGAGAUCGUUAGGGCAAGAUCCCACCGAGGAGGAGUUGGAUCAAUUUGUGCAGCAGCUGGGCAGUGAGGAUGGGAAUAUUCACUGGGAUAAAUUCGUCGAACUCAUGGCCCAGACAAUUUCUGCAUUAGCUGGGCAGUGAGGAUGGGAAUAUUCACUGGGAUAAAUUCGUCGAACUCAUGGCCCAGACAAUUUCUGCAUUAGCUGGGCAGUGAGGAUGGGAAUAUUCACUGGGAUAAAUUCGUCACAGUCAUAGCCCAGAUUAUAAACCCCAAGCGACCACUCUCACAUUAUUCUAGUACAAUUGUCAAUUUAAAUACUCACAUUUUUGUCAAGUUAUUGACGAAAAAAUGUGUCAAUGUUUCUAAGAUAUAAAGAUAUUUAUUUCUUUUUAACUAAUGUGUAUAAUAAAAGGGUAAGUUUAUCCUCCUAUAAAGGUUUAAUGCAAUUUUGUAUUCCUCCAUAUUGAAGGAUUAUG